This is a messenger RNA of Menidia menidia (Atlantic silverside), 2978 nucleotides long. NCBI's taxonomy places the organism in Eukaryota, Metazoa, Chordata, Actinopteri, Atheriniformes, Atherinopsidae. The record is from the annotation of a GenBank genome assembly.
UCAUAUCUCCGGGUCUGCGCUCUCAGUGGUCACAGGAGGCUGAUGCGCGCAGCUGGGUCGCCGCUCACAGUAACUUUCAAUUCCUUUCGGAUCCCCCAAACCGCAAAGAAAACGUCGUUAUGAGAGAAUCCGUUUGGAAUGAGCGAUUAACCGCGAGGUUUUGACUAUUUUUUCAGCCGUAUCCAGGAUAAAAAGGCUGUAGAGGAAGCGAGGUUCCCAGUGCUGUGUGGGAUGCUAACGGACUGGUGGCGCGUUGAGGCUGAGGGAGCAUGGUGAAACACCAACCCUUACAGGUCUAUGAGAAGCAGGUCUUUUUGUCCUUUGUCACUGGCAUCUAUGGUUGCCGCUGGAAACGCUACCAGCGUUCCCAAGACGACAGCUCCAAGUGGGAGUGUGCAUGGUUCGUCAUCCUGUGUACUUCCUUCCUGCUGCUACUCUUUUGGGCCUAUUUCUGGUUGGUGGCUCAAAAUGAUUUCAAUGACUUCAACAGGUUGGUUUACAACCGGUCUGGGCAGUGGAAGGAUGAGACCGUCCCUAUCUUCACAUCCACCACCGUGGGAUUCAGCUACAUCACAUUCCUGCUGAUUUUAGCGUUUUUCCACAUAUCGUUGGGGCAGCAGCUAAAUCUCUACUGGGUUCACAAGAUCGGAGUGUUGGCUACACUGCUCACCACCGUUUCGGGUAUUGUCUCUAUUGAUGACAUAUGGGGAGACGAGUGGGACAUCCUGCUGGUGUCGCUGCAGUCCACAGCACCUUACCUGCACAUCGGAGCCCUGAUCACUGUCACUGCCAUCAGCUGGUUGGUGGCUGGAUAUGUGGUCCGCAAAGAGAGAUCCACUUUCCAGGUGGUGGUGUUGCUGGUUUACUUCAUGAUCCUCCUGGCCCUGUGCGCGGCCCCUCUCACCUUCACCUGCCCCUGCAUCAUGGAUCGCAGCACCCUCAAACCACGGCCAGAGAUCACUGGCCGGCGGGGAGCCCCCAUGCUGGCCCCAGAAAACACUGUGAUGUCCUUUAACAGAGCUCUGCAGCAUGGAGUCAGCUCCCUGGAAGCAGACGUCACCAUCAGUGUGGACGGGGUCCCUUUCCUCAUGAGGGACCGCACAUUGAAACGGACCACAGAUGUCAGUAAGGUCUUUCCAUCCAGGAGGUAUGAAGAUGCCUCCUUCUUCAACUGGACAGAGAUCCGCUCUCUGAAUGCGGGCCACUGGUUUUUGGAGAGUGACCCCUACUGGACGGUGAACACCCUGACGGCGAGGGAUCGCAGCAGGAUAGGGAACCUAACGGUGUGCAGCCUGGUGGAGAUGCUCCGUCUGGCUGCCAGGGCCAACAGCUCUGCUCUGCUCAACAUCCGCAAACCUCCGCCUGAGCACCCCCGCUUCCGGAGCUGGUUCAUGGACACGCUGUGGGCUUUGCAGAAAUCAGGGAUUUCCCAGAAAAGGGUGACCCUGGCCCCUGACACGGACAGGGGGAGGGUGCGAGGGCUUCACCAGACCACAAACGAAAAGCUGUCAGUGGAGGACAUAAAGCAGCGAGGAAUUACAAGUCUGACCCUCCACUACAGCAAGAUCAGCUACAAAGACAUCCAGGAAUACUUGGCCAACAAUGUGAGUGUGACUAUCUACCCAGUCAACGAGCCCUGGCUCUACUCCAUUCUGUGGUGUAGCGGGGUGCCUUCCGUGUCCUCUGAUGCCCCUCAAGUCCUCCGAAAAGUGCCUUACCCUAUCUGGCUCAUGAGUCACAGUGCUUACAACUUCAUCUGGAUCGCUUCAGACCUGGUCUCCCUCGCCAUUGUCAUAGGCAUUUUCACCUUCCAGAACUAUCAUAUGAUCAGGUGGCGGAUUAGCGGGAUGCAGAACUACAACCCGGAGCAGAUUAUGCUGAGUGCUGUGGCCCGCCGGCCCAGUCGGGACGUUAACAUCAUGAAGGAGAAGCUCAUAUUCUCAGAGCUUAACAACGGGCUGGGCAGCACAGAGGAGCUCUCUCUCUACCCGGAGAACGGUCAUGUGAGGUUCAAUCACGAAGGCUGCUGAAAAACCUCAGGAACUUCUGGAAAAUCCCGGAUCACGGUUUCAAAAUGUUCAAAAAACGAUUAUCAAACGAUUUUGAUGAGAUCGGAUCCCAGCUACUAUAUUCUGUAUAAACUACCGAGAACUAUUCUCUAUGGCCUAUUUCUUUUCUUUAAGUUUAGAACAUGGAUAUAUAUUUAGUAUAGAAGUCCCAACAUUUGAAGCGGCUUUACUAUAUUUUAUAAUCCAGUGUGAGACUAAAUGUAAAAUCAAACUCAAUCAAAAAUAGUCAAUCAUCCUUUAUCUCAGCUAUUUGUGUAGAAGAAGAAUAUCCCUCAUCAGUGGAAACACAUGGCUGGUAUGUGCCUAUGGCCUCAUGACCAAAGAGGUUUGCUUAAAAAUGAAUCAAAGUCUUAUUGCACUGAUUCUGAUGGAGCAAAAGGUGAUUUGAGACUACUUUUCUCUUUUUUUUUCAAUAAAUACGGUUGCUAGUGAUGAACGAUGGGCCAAAUUCCACCUGAUUAGCAGAAGUCUGAGAGAGAUUAGUGCUGUCAGAUCGCUUCUCUGUUGUUUUCUAAUUGGACUUUUCUGUAUUAUAAACGUAUGUAAAUAUGACUGGUGUGGUUUGAAUAUAUGCAUUGUAUAUUUCAUUGUACAUUUCUUAUCAACUGGUCGUCAUUGGCCUGUGACAGACCUAGAAAGGGCACAUGUGUUUACGGGGUUUGGCGAAAAUGCUGUUGGUACUGUUCUGAUCUGUUUUCUGCCUCUUUUCUGUCAUGCCAUGAUUGUUUUACAUGUAGUCAUUAGGAAAUACAUCGUUCACAUGCUGCCUUUUUGUUACAUAUUUGUAGACUAUGUUUUGUCUUGAGGUUUUUUCCCUUUUGUAGGAGUACUGAUUUCAGCUUAGAGCCUCUUCUAGCUGCAGACGUAUUGAUUAUUCAAUAAAAAAAGUGGUUGUUUUUCCUCAUAAAA